This is a messenger RNA of Mucor velutinosus, 1176 nucleotides long. RefSeq lists its product as uncharacterized. NCBI's taxonomy places the organism in Eukaryota, Fungi, Mucoromycota, Mucoromycetes, Mucorales, Mucoraceae. The transcript is spliced from 2 exons. The record is from RefSeq and is a predicted model, not a curated record. Bases 1 to 1176 code for a protein of 391 amino acids.
AUGAAACUCUUUCUCAGAGGUGCAUUGUUCUUAGCAGCUCUUUUCUAUGUGGUUCGGGCCCAGGACAGUGUCGUCAAGGUACUCGAGAAUGAAAUUAGAGAGGAAGUCAAGUUGGCCUCACAGGAGACGGAUUUCUUGGUAGAGAAGGAAAAGACAAAGGCCAAGAGCUGUGUACAAAAGGGAUCUGAUUACCUUCAAUAUGUAAAGGGCUUGGUAGCAGAUGCUCGCAAGGAAUUGAAGGAAAACAAUAACCGUAGACCCUCUACUCAGUACUCCAUCGACGAUAUUGCCUUUACUAUUGCUCAAGGCCUUCCUGCUUGGGUCUAUCCUCAUACUGCUUGGAAGGAAGAUCCCACUACUCGUCGUAGACGCAUUGCCAAGGUGUUGCGUACUUCAUCACUCAUCACUCGUCCUCGUCUCACUGUCAUUCGCGAUACCGCUGCUCUCUGGACCAAAACAUCGUCCAACCUUCUGGAACACAAUUACACUACUACAACUGAAGAGUCUUUCAGCUCUCUUUUGCAAUCUGCCGAGGAUUUCGUCACUACUGCUACUGAUGCUGAAUUAAUGGACUCCUUAUUCUUGGCUACUGGUUAUGCUACCUUGGACGAUGCCGUUACUCACUUUUUAACUAACAAUUUGGAAGAGUUCAACCACAUUAUCCAGUCAAUCAAUCAUGAUUUCAACGAGAUUGUAAGUUUGUCAGGGGAUUUGCGUCGUCCAUUGGAAAGUGUGCGUGAGGAUGCUAUUCAACAAUCCAAGAUGAUCCGUGACAACUUGUUUGCCAACCAAAUCGACAAGCGUCUUCGCCAUCUCAGCUGGCACAUUCGCACCGAAUUGCAGCACUUGUCCCAUGAACUGCGCGAGUUACCCGAGGAGGACAGAGAUGCAUCAUCCAAGUUGUUGAGAAGACAUAUUGCUGAUUCAUUGCGUACGGAGAUCGAAAGUUUGAAUGAUAUCAAGAUGACAUUAUCCAAGUCAAAAUCAAUCUACAACCAUGUCUGGCAGAACGCUUAUAACGAGUUGGUGCAAAAUCCUACUUCUUAUGAUUACUGGGUGGAUGUUGUUGCUGAAGUUAAGGAAGCUGUCUACAUUUUGGGAAAGAGUCUUACACAAAAGCAACAACAACUGAAGGCCAAACCCACCAAAUGUACCUGUGGCUACAGCAAGCACUAA